AUGAAAACCUUCAACAAACUAUACCUAGAGACUCCUCCACACUUUCGCAUGACAUCAAUCGCUCUACUACGAACGAUUAUUCAUCCCGGCGACUUCAUGAUCAGCCUAGAUAUACAAGACGCAUACUUACACGUCCCUAUCCUGCCAGAGCACCGCCAUUUUCUUCGGUUUGUGUUCCUAGGCCAACACUACCAAUGGCGAGUGCUCCCAUUUGGAAUUUCUUCGGCCCCGUGGCUAUUUACUCGCCUCACAAAACCCAUCGUCAAGUUCCUACACACUCGAGGCAUCGUCUUCGAAACGUACAUCGACGACUGCAUUCAAGCCAACAAGGAUUCGAACACUCUACUUCAUCACCUCGAUUUCUCUCAACGCCUACUUCAUCAACUAGGUUGGAUCAUCAACCCAAAAAAGUCCGAAACUAUUCCAACACAACGUCUCCAGUUCAUCGGAGCCCUCUUCGACACGAGUCUGGGCAAGAUGUUUGUACCCCAAGAUCGUUGGGAGAAAAUCCAACGCCUCGUUCCAUUGGCACUCAAACAGCCAAUUUCCUUACGUCAAUGGCAACAACUUCUCGGUCUCCUAACAUCAGCACAAGCCCUCACCAAGAGAGGUCAACUUCACUUACGGCCAAUCCAGUGCUUCCUCAAGCCCUUCCUUCAGGACGACGAUUGUCAGGUUCUAAUAUCUCUUCCAAACCAUCUACACCCACACCUCAAAUGGUGGUUAACUCCAUCAAAUGUCUGCGAAGGAGUCUCCUUGCAACCAUUCAGCCCGACCCUCCACCUGUUCGUCGACGCCUCAACCGUCGGAUGGGGAGCUCAUUGCCAAGACCUACAAGUGGCAGGGCGGUGGUCAUUAGAAGAAAGCCAGCUUCACAUCAACAAUCUAGAAUUCAAAGCAGUGAUUCUGGCAGUGUCUCAUUGGUCAACACUCCUUCAGUCCUCCACACUAAUGAUUCAGUCAGACAACCUAUCGGUCGUGUGGUACAUAAACAAGAUGGGAUCCACCAAGUCAACGUCACUUCUAUCUCUAGCACUCGACUUCUUCAAACUGAUCGACUCACUCAACAUUCAAGUUCGAGCGAGACAUAUUCCCGGCAUCGCCAACGUCAUAGCCGACUCCCUGUCCCGACCCGACAAACCAUCUCCCACGGAAUGGCGUCUACAUCCCUUGUUCACGUAUCAGGAUCUCAACAUUCUUUGA
Molecule: messenger RNA, 1203 nt
Organism: Haliotis rufescens (red abalone)
Lineage: Eukaryota; Metazoa; Mollusca; Gastropoda; Lepetellida; Haliotidae
Exons: 2
Coding region: 1-1203 (400 amino acids)
Molecular function (GO): nucleic acid binding
Source: RefSeq, a predicted model, not a curated record